UAUGUCACCGUCAACGUCUUUGAGACGUCACCCGAGCAAUAGAAGUAGAAAGCCCUGUAGCCAGAGAGGAGAGAGGCUAAUGUUCGUCCACUUACUUGUCAGCAGCUCGCACCGCGGCGGCAAUGGUUGACCGAGUCCGAGGAACCCACCCCAGGCCGGAGCUCACCCUCGCCCGGUGGUCCCACCUGGAGUGAAGCGGACGCGCGGAGGACAAGAGCCGUUCUCGGCGGGGGCAUGGCCGCGGGCCAGGAGCGAGCCCGGGGGACUUGUUCUCGCCAUUUUUCGCUCCGGGGAACGCCGUCGUGCCUCGGACUCUUGAGGAUAUUAUUUAUUGCUUUUAGCCACACGGCGACGGCGAAUAAAGAAGCAUUCAUUCAAUGUGACACAAUAUUAGAAGUGCUACAUUUUGGUGAUGGAGGCGUUAUACCGGCUGACUCCGACAUCAAUUUUGGUUUAUAUCAACAAAGCUCGGCCCCGCACCGUGGGAACUGCAGACCCAUACGCUUCGAGCCUCCGAUGUUGGACUUCAGCAAACAGCCAGUUGGGAUGCCAAAAAUGGAGAAAGUUUAUUUACAUAAUCCUAGUUCAGAAGAAAUUAGUUUGAUAUCAAUAUCAGCGAUGACGGCGCAUUUUCACGCCUCUUUUUUCCAGAACAGGAUAAUCCCACCUGGAGGAAACACGUCAUUUGAUGUCGUGUUUCUCGCGCGAGUCGUCGGGAAUGUAGAAAACACUUUAUUUAUUAACACAACACAUCACGGAGUAUUUACCUACCAGGUUUUCGGGGUGGGUAUCCCAAACCCUUACAGGCUCCGUCCCUUCGUCGGGGCCCGAGUCCCAGUAAACAGCAGCUUCUCGCCGCUGAUAAGCAUCCAUAACCCCUACAGUGAACCGCUGCAGGUGGUUGAGAUGUAUUCCAGUGGAGGAGAUCUACAUUUAGAGCUUCCUACGGGGCAGCAGGGCGGCACUGGGAAAUUAUGGGAGAUCCCGCCCUUCGAAACCAAGGGCGUGAUGAGAGCCAGUUUCUCAUCCAGAGACGUGGACAACCACACGGCUUUCAUCCGAAUCAAAACCAACGCGCCCAACGAAAAUAAGUUUAUUAUUUUGCCAGUCGAGGUGGAGGUCACAUCAGCCCCUGGUAUUUAUUCCUCCACGGAGAUGCUCGACUUUGGCACACUGCGCUCGCAAGAUCGGCCGAAACUGAUGGCUCUGUACCUGUUGAAUUCAGGAACAAAAGAUGUUCCCAUCACAAGUGUUCGUACAACGCCGUCCAAUGAGGCCAUCACGAUAGACUUUAAAGCUAUCACGCUCAGAGCAGGAGAGAGCAGAUACAGAAAAGUAGCUACUAUUAGCUUUGACGCCUCCAAGGCCAGAAGGUCAUAUCAGUUCUUUGGUAAAAUCACAGUAAAAGCGAAAGAAAAGAGCUACUCCAAGCUCGAAAUCCCUUACCAGGCAGAGGUUUUAGAAGGCUACCUGGGCUUUGACCACACGGCGACGUUGUUCCACAUUCGUGACAGCCCGGUGGAGCCGAUGGAGCGGCCCAUAAUGCUCACAAAUGUCUUUGGCUUUGCCAUCCGAAUACACAAUGUAUCUCUUCCCGAAGAGGCCAAAACCAUGUUCACAGUGCAAAACUUCAGUGCGCCUGUCCUGGUCCCCGCACACAAGUCGUGCUACGUUUUCUCGCUCCUGUUCCAGCCGGUCCGGCCGUCCAUCCACGUCGACAGCAACAUCCUGCUCAUUACCAAUGCGUCAAAGUUUCACUUGCCUGUCAGGGCGUACACGGGCUUCCUGGAGCCCCACGUGCUCCCACCAAGCCUGAAGGACAACAUGCUAGACUUUGGCAUCCGCAGUGCCACAGAGACCAGCAGCAUCAUAUUCGUGGUGCUCAACAGUAACCCCAUAGAGCUGGAGGUAAAGUCCUGGCAGGUGACGGGUGACAGCCUCUCCAUGGACCUGCUGAAGGCGGAGAGGGGGAACGCGACGACCGUGUCCAAUCGUCUACGAGAGCUGCAGAAUGUGACGGCGUCCAAUCAUAAAUCGGUGGUUAUCGGGCCCGGCUUUUACGCCGCCUUCCGCGUGACACUAGUGGCCAAGGCGCUGGAAGGCACGUACGACGGGGCCAUACACAUCACCACAGACUACGAGAUAUUAACCAUCCCGGUGAAAGCGCUCAUCGCAGUGGGUACGUUAACGAGCUCCCCCAGUCACCUAGUCCUGCCUCAAUCAUUCCCAGGAAAAGUUGUGCACCAAAUUUUCAGCAUCCGGAGUUCAUUCACGCAGAAAGUGAGGCUGGAACAAAUCCGCUCGCUCACCGAAGACAUCCGUUUUUACUACAAGCGUCUGCGUAACAACAAAGACGAGCUCGAGCCCAGACGCAAAUCCAAGAUUGCGAAUAUUUAUUUUGACGCCAGCUUGCAGUGUGGAGAUCAUUGCUACGUGGGGUUGCCUUUCGUCCUCAAAUCUGAGUCCAAGUCUCACGGGAUGGCACUCCAGGAGGACAUUUGGGACACUGAUGUGGAUCUCCACCAGAAACUUCUAAGGCGAUGGAAGGAGUUGAAAGAGCGCUCAGGCCAUAUGGUGGAAGCUAUGUUCGAAGUCAACACGGAUCUCCAGAAGAACGUACAGGCUAAAAUUACAGCCGAGCUGACCUGGCCCUCUCUGGUCAACUCCACGCAACGCAUCACGUUCCCGCUGACCAACACAAACAGCUCCUCUGAAAGAGAGGUAACGCUGCAGAAUCCCGCUGACGUUCCCGUCUACGUCCAGGUUCUCCCGCUGGGUCUCUUGCCCAAUCCCUCGGUGUUUUCCGGAAAGUUAGCAGACAGGUGGCAACCAGGAAAUCUGUCCAACAUCAACAUUGACACAAACACCCUGGAGUUCCAAGUGAACAGAAACCAGACGGCUGGCGUAAAGAGCGGCAUUGGGUUUGUGGAGGGAUCGAGCCGGCCCUUCGUGCUCAACAUAGUCCUGAUGCCGGGGGAGGUAAAGUCGUUUAAUGUGAGCUUCACCCCAGUCCGCAACCACAGUGUCUCCUCACUGCUGAUAGUCCGGAACAAUCUGACGGUGAUCGACACCAUCGUCCUCCACGGCCGCGGAGCCACAGAGAGCCUAAAAGUUGCCGGGAAGUCUCCGGGCUGUGACAGCUCACUGAGGUUCAAGAUGACCGAAGCGCUGCUGAGAGAAUGCACAGACAAGAAAAGAAUCAAGGAGCUCACCCUCGCGCUUAAGAGAACGUUCCGCGUCGAGAACACAGGCCUGCUCCCCAUCACCGUUCGGUCGGCGGAGAUCAACGGACAACCGUGCGAAGGAUUUGGAUUCAAGGUUCUCAACUGUCAAGAGUUUUUGCUCCAACCCAAUGCAUCGAAAGACAUCGCCAUACUGUUUACGCCAGACUUCACCACAUCUCGAGUGAUCCGUGAGCUCAAGCUCAUGACGUACGGCGGGUCCGAGUUCGUCUUCGUGAUGAACGCCUCUCUGCCCUACCACAUGCUGGCGGUGUGCGCAGAGACCCUGCCCCGGCCCCCCUGGGAGAUGCAAGUCUGCUUCAUCGUGUCCGUCAUCAUGAGUUCUAUGUUCCUCUUGGCGAUCGGCACCGCCUACCUGGAGGCGCACAGCAUCUGGGAGUCCUUCAAGAGGCGUCAGUCCGUUGAGCCCAACUGCACCUUGGAGACGGGGAGGCCAUUUAACCUCAGGGACAUUGUGCAACUACACAGUGACUCAACUGACUCAUCGCAGACCUCCAGGAGCUUGUACGCAUCCUCCAGCAAUGGAGCGGCACGCGCAGGGCGACACAGCAACAGCCGGACCCUGUCCGAUUCCGACGUCCAGGAUAAGCGUUCCAGGAUGGGCAUCGGCCGCCCGUCUACGUCUACGUCUAUGCAACCGGCCGCCUCCGCCCAGCUCGGCAGAGGCGGAAGCGGCGGCUCGGGCCAGGAAGGGGGCACCCAGCCCGCCGACUGCCAUCUGACCCAUCGCAAAGCUCGCAGCACCAAAGCAGAUCUCCACGGUCAAAGUUUAGCCGUGUCACCGUCGCCGCCGCAAAGGGGGGGCGCGGACGACACGGAAUACACCCACCUGGUCAACGUCAUGGACACAGACCGCCACCGUCCAGACUCGCUUCGAGAAACGUUACAGGACCAGAACUCCCAGUCACUUCACAACAAAGUGUUAGAAUCCAAAGGGAAGGUGCGAGGCAAAACAAAAGCACAAAAGAAGAAGGAAGAGAAGGUAAAGAAAUCCACGAUCAAGACGCCAGGCGACGAGCUCAAAGACAACUUGGCCGACAACGACGACAGCUCCUCCACCACCACGGAGACGUCUAAUCCGGAUGUGGAGACCAGCGUUAAAGAGGAAACGAUCAAAAAGAAAGGAAGGACAGUACUCCCGGCGAAAGAAGAAAAAGAGGAAACACAUUUUCUCUCGAAACAAAAACCCAAGAAACAAGGACCCCCUAAAAAGGAGGUCCAAGUUGAAAAACCCAGUUCCCUGGAGUUGCCAUAUGUGACGCCAUACGAGAACAAACAGCGCAAGAGCCUCACAUCCAAAUCCCCCCAACCCGUCGCCAGCGUCCCCAAGACGAAACCGCUGCAGAAACCCAGACCGUCAUGCUCCCCCUCAGUCGAAGGGAAGCUGGAAGAGGGUCGUUCCACUCUGCUGGCCAAACUGCUGUCCAGCAGCUCCGCACAGGAGUUCGGUCACAGCAGCAGCUCGGAGGGCGAGAAGGAGUUCGCCACUCCCGAGUGGGACAUCCCCAUUUGCAAAAAUGCCGUCCAAGCAGACAGUCUCCAGCAGCUCUCCCUCCAGACGUUAAACGCAGACCCCUUCCUGAAGCGAUCGUCCACGGCGGGCGCUUGCUCUCCGCCGCCCACCUCCCCCAACCUCCUGCCGCGCGGCAGCUACAGCAGCGUCCUCAACAGCACCAGCGACUCGAACCACAAUAAAGCUCCGGGAAGCAAAGCGUGCUGCUCCACGCCGCUUCCCGGCAAAAACGGAAACCCCACCUUUGCCGCUGUGGCUGCCGGUUACGACAAGAGUCCAGGGGGCUCUGGACCGGGCAGGAUCGAGGGCCAAUCCAGGAGUCUGAUACACAAGACGUCAGUGGAGAGCGACAGCUCAGACGGCUCAGGGUUUUGGAGUUCCGUCGACGCGGUCAGCAAUCCGGGCUUCCACUCGGCCAACUCCUUCUCCGCUUUUGGGCCCAGCAACUCCUUCAACUUGACAGGAGUGUUCAGCGGAAUGGGCCUCGCGAAGCCGUCGGAGCCUCAGCCGAGCUGGCCCGACUUCACCGCGGUGCCGUCGUCGUCCAUUUGGGACAUCCCCAUCACGGACACCCUGCACUCCUGGCCCAGCAGCUCCAGCUCGCCCACCGCGCCCACCUCAUCACUCCUGGGGAGCAGCCACAACCCGUGGUCCGCCAGCGCCACCUUCGGCAACUCCAUUUGGUCGACGAGUACCGAGUCGUCCCUGCGCCCUUACUCCCCCGCCGCCAACGCGUCCACUCUGACGGACCACCUGAUGUCCGGCGUCGCCCACUCGCCCGACAUGAGCCGCACGUACAACCCGUGGAGCGUGUGGCGGCCCACGCUGAGCCGGCGGAGCUCGGAGCCCUGGCCCAGUUCCUCGGAGGACGCCAGUUGAAACGGCACUUUGAGGCGGCGUCCCGACGCGGUAUUUUUCUCGAGCGCGACGAGAAGAGUUUCGAUCGCUCGCCAACCUCUUUGCGUUUAGUUUUUCCCCGACGCUUUUUAUUCACGGGGGGCCGAUACUUUUAUUUGUUUUAACAGAGGUGCUCGCCCUUUGCCCCUCCGAAAUGAGACGUUACGGCUGGUUAGGCUGGAAGUUUGGUUCGCCACGCAGAAUCUCAGUUCAGUAUUAAAAAGUAAAAAGAAAAACAUUUUUCAUAGUUUUAUCGCAACGACUGGUUUAUUGGACAUUUGGCCAGUUGCGCAGCAGCUUUUGAUUGGAACAGCAACCUCGGCUGUGAUUUGACAUCUAAUGAAAAGGCUCCCCGUUUUAAAAGUCCCAAAAGUACUUAAGUUGGAGGUUUGUAUUGUACCGGACCUCGAUUUGUCAGCAAAUUACAUUAAAGGAUUUCAGCACAGCA
Syngnathoides biaculeatus (alligator pipefish) is the source of this 6100-nucleotide messenger RNA. RefSeq names its product transmembrane protein 131 (gene tmem131). Bases 235 to 5634 code for a protein of 1799 amino acids. The transcript has 41 exons. Lineage: Eukaryota; Metazoa; Chordata; Actinopteri; Syngnathiformes; Syngnathidae. Gene Ontology annotation, cellular component: membrane. The record is from RefSeq and is a predicted model, not a curated record.